AUGUCUAUCAAUAGCUCCCUGGUGGCCUUUGAGCGGGUCAUCCUCGCGGAGGAGAACGUCUCGCCAACUGUAGCGCCGGCGCUGCAAAAGAUGCUGGGGCUGCUUCCUCGCCACGGCGCGAAGGUAAGCUAUCAGCUCGAGCAGGACGUGUUUCACUUCUUCAUCGAGAACGACAUUGUCUACGCCUGCACCACCUCGGGUCACUACGAGAACCGCAUUGUCUUCGGUUUUCUCCUCCACAUCAAGAAUGCAUUCAAGACAUCCUUCGCCGGCGGAGCUGACCGCAAUCCGCACCACGCUGGCCUGACACCAGAAAACUGCCACGACUUUUCUUCUACGCUGGCCUCCUCCCGCAAAACGUUUAACGAGAGCCCUCAAGAGGAUAUGGUUUGCCGAAUCAAGGAGCAGCUGAACGCAACGCGCGAGGUGAUGCUCCAGAACCUGGACGGCAUUAUCGAGCGCGGCGACCGCAUCGACACUCUGUGCGACCGCACCGAACUCUUAUGUGACGAGGCGCACGGCUUCCACUCUAAUGCACGCUCUCUCAAGCACGCCGUCUUGAUGCACAAAAUUCAUAUCAUCAUCGGUAUUGUUAUCUUUAUUGCCAUUCUUGCCCUCAUCACUGCGCUCGGCAUCUGCGGCAUUGACUUUAAGAAAUGCUAG
Molecule: messenger RNA, 663 nt
Organism: Leishmania mexicana MHOM/GT/2001/U1103
Lineage: Eukaryota; Euglenozoa; Kinetoplastea; Trypanosomatida; Trypanosomatidae
Product: vesicle-associated membrane protein (vamp),putative
Exons: 1
Coding region: 1-663 (220 amino acids)
Biological process (GO): vesicle-mediated transport
Cellular component (GO): membrane
Source: RefSeq, a predicted model, not a curated record